GGAAUAGUCAGCAUGCUCUCCUGAUGGAUUGGACUGGGGUAUGAGAGAAAGAGAGGAGUCAAAGGUAACUCCAAGAUCAUUGGCCUGAGCAACUGGAAAAAUGGAGUUGCUCUUGACAAGAUGGAGAAGAGUGGAUAGACGAGUUUGGGGAGGAAGAUGAGAGGAGUUCAGAUUUCUUCCUGUGAAUUCGAGAUGUCCACUAGACAUCCAAGUGGAGAAUUUGAGAGUGCCUUUGGCUGUGCAAGUCUGGAAUUCAUUGGCACUGGGGUAGAGGCGUACAUUUGGGAGUCAUCAGCAGAUAGAUGGCUUUUAAGACACAGGAAGGAAUGAGAUAAUCAAGGGAGCGAAUAAGGCAGAGUAAAGAAGAAAUCAAAAGCUUUGGGGCAGCCUAGCAUUAGACCCAGUCUAAGAAGUUAGCAGGGAGGAGGAGAAAGCAGUAAAGGAGACUGAGAAGAAGGAAGACCAGCAGGACCUAGUGUCAAACGCUGCUGAGAGCACAGGUAAGAUGAGGCCUUAGAAUUGACCGUUGUUUAUAGCAGUGCAUAGGACCCUGGUGACUCUAACAAGAGCAGUUUUGGGAAGUAGUAGGAUCAAAAGCUUAACUGGGAUGGCUUAAGAGAAAGUAGGAGGGAAAGAAUUGGAGGCAGCAAAUAAAGACUGCUAAUUACUAUAAAUGGGGAGCAAAGCUGAUGGAAGAAAUAAGAUCAAGGGUAAUUUGUUGUUUUGUUUUUAAGGGGUGAAGUAGCAGUAUAUUUAUAUGCUAUUGGGAAGGAUCCAGUAGAGAGGGGGAAAAUGGUGAUGUAGAAGAGGGAAGGAGUAUUUAAAUACCUCUACAUGGGACUUUGACACAGCAUUUUGCCACAGUCCAUACCAUACUCUGCUUGCUUCUCUCACUUGUAUAACCUACACCGGACUUCACAUUUCUUGGCCUGGAUGGAUGCAUAUCUGUAUGGGGCUCUAAGGCAACACUGGAAUAAAUCGGUAAGGAUGCAAAUUAGAACCACUCCUGCCAAGGUAGACAGAGCCCCCAAGUGCUAACGUACCCUGUUUGGGGGGCGUGUUUUUGGCAAUUGGCUCAUGCAGAGGCCACCAGAUGAAAACUGACAGUCAGAAGCAGUUGAGAUCCAAAAGCCUAAUAAUACACCAUGUAGUGAAGGUUUGCGGAACUCUGUUUUGGUCCCUGGAAAUCCACUUUGUGUUUCUUGGUGCAGGCUAAGGAAGAAAGUUAUUAAAUCAGGGGUGAGUGAUCUCAUAGCAGUGGGAGCAAAAGUGAAUCUUUGCCUGGGCUUGGACUGGAAUUGUAUCUCCAGAGUAGGAAUGAGAUGUUUACCCCUGGACACCACCAGUGUGUCUGUAGCCCAAACAUUGAAUAACGGCGACAUCCAAACCGGAGAAAGGCAAGUAACUAAUGCAUGAAUCUAGGUUUUGAAGGUGAAAGGCAAAGGAACCAGUAUAUAUUGAUUACUGUGUUGGAUAUCUUUAUUCUUAUCCGCCCUAUUCUAUCCUGGAAGGAUGACCUGUAGGGGAUUAAACGUGGAAGCCAGACUCCAUCGUGGCUCAGUGAGCCCGGCCUCUUGGUAUUCAUUCUUCUCCACCUUGCACUCUAUCCUGGAAAAGUAAUCUGUAGGGCUUGGUUCAGCAUGCUUCUGAGCCCUCUGGCUUCUGGUUACACUACACCCAUGGGGAGCCCUGGAAGGAAGCUGUGGUGAGGUUACCUUGAACUGGCUGUGUCCCUCUACAGCAGAUCAUUGCUCCUGUAAAAUGGUCUCUGCUCUGCUUAACUCUCUCACUUUCCUGGGCCUUUUGGACAUGGGGAUGGUGACAGUUCCACUAUUGCUGGACCCAGGUGUCUGCACAUUCUUUAUCGUUACCUUACCCCCUUCUACACCUUUGUAAUUAGUCUCUUUGUAAAUAAACCCUUCUAAAAGUGUUCUAAUUUAGGUAUGUCUUGUUUUAUAUUAUAGGCCUGAUUGAUACCAUAAUUGGUAUCAUAAGUGGCUCUAGGAAACAGAGUCAAAAUUGGAAUUGUGAUUUAUUUGGUCAUAUAGUUAGAGGUCCAGGGAUAGCCUUAUUGCUGGGAGAAAUAACUCAAUUUUCCAUUACUCCAAUUAUCAUUGGUGGUAGCCUGGGAUGAAGGGCAAAAUGUUGGCUAUAUGGAGCCUCUGAAAGUCCCAUUGUGAGAAUCACAGCACAAACCCUCAGAAAUUUGGAGUAAUGACUUGACCCUGUGCUGAUAACUAUUUUUGAUUUUUUUUUUUUUUGGCCACACUGCGUGGCAUGUGGGAUCUUAGUCCCCCAAGCAGGGAUUGAACCUGUGCCCCCUGCAGUGGAAGUGAGGAGACUUAACCACUGGACCACCAGGGAAGUCCCCACUAUUUUUGAUUUGAAAAGUAGCUCCUGGCUUCCUACUGGUGAAGACUGAAUGCUCCAACCAUGCCAUGAAAUGCUUAUGCGAUCCAAACUGAGUGAGCCUGUCAUGAGCUGAGUGCUAUCUGAUUCACUGAACCAAAAAAUUGGGCAUGUGUAGGAGUAAUCCAUAAUAAUAUGGAAAUGGUAUAUGUGAAAGUGGGCCCCCGUAGAUCCAGAAGGCUCAAGAAAACUUCAUGAGCAGGUGACAUUCACAUAGUACCUGUUCUUUCUGCUUCUCCUUCACCUCACACCCAAGACCUCAAGAGGAAUUUCCCAUCAGGCCUGAUUUACAUGUAGAUCUGCAUCCCAAACCCACAUGAGCAGGAAAUGAACAGCCAUCAUGCUACAGCCCUAUUCAGAGGUAGCCUGAAAGAUGGUGUUGAAAUAACAUUCUCCUUGAACUUCAAGAAGUACAUCAGUUUAUUCACUUCAUUAGGGACAGUUAGUCUGAGGCAUCAAUCUACAUUGACUCAUAUGCAACGGCAGAAAAGUUGGCCUGCUAGUUCAGGAACAUGGAAAGAACAAGAUUGGGAGGUUGGUGAAAGAUCUGGGGAGGAAUGUGUUUGAAACUCUUGGAAUGGGGACAAAAUGAGAAGAUGUAACCAAAGGUCUACAAGAUGAUACAUUUUGUGGAGUCAGCCUUUUCUUAGUUUCAUUGGUGCUGGUACAGUGGUUCUCUGAAUACUCUUACCAUGUGUCCCGUAAUUCAGAAGCAGCUGGCUUAAUAGGACAGAAGAAUGGCCUGCUAAAGGCUCAAUUGCUAUGACACCUGGGAGACAACAUCUUGCAAAGUUGGAGUGGUGUCCUAUCAUAUACAGUAAAUGCCUUAAGCCAACAGCAAAUGUGGUGUUGUUUCCAUAUAGCCAGGAUGUCUGAGUCUGGGAACUAAGGAGUAGAGGUUGGAGUGGCCCCUAUCACCACCUAAUAACCCACUGGAUAUUGUUAUUCUCUUUCCCCGUGACUUUGGGUUUGGUGAGUUUGGAGAUUCUAGUGCCUGAGAGGAGAAUCCUUUUGUUAGGGAACAUUGGAAGUUGAGAUUGCCCUCUAACCAUUUUGGGAUUCCUUGUAUCAGCAAAUUGAUAGGCACAGGAAAGGGUCAGAGUAGCUGGGAUAAGUAUCCUGAUUACCAGGAAUUGGGUUCAUUCUUCACAAUGAGUACAAUGAGGACUUUGAAACUCAGGGAAUUCACUAGCUUCAUUUCUUAAAAUUCAUAAUAGUCCUGGUCAGUAGAAAACUGUAACAACCCCGUUAAGACAAUACCAACUAAGGACCCAAAUCCCACAGGAAUGAACAUUUGGGCAAUUCCAUUAGAUAAAGUACCUCCUUUGGCCAAAGUGUCAGCAGAGGCAAGGGGACACAAGGAAUGAAUGGUGACAGAAGGUAUCUGUGAUCAGCUUAGGACUCAGGACAGCUUAAGAGGUGGGAAUUGUAGCAGCUAUGUCCUAUGUUACUCUUCUUUUCUCCUCGUUUCCUUCUCUACCUGACUUAAGAAUCCUAAUGGUGGUUAAUGUACUAGGUUUCGGGUGGGAAUAUGAUCAAAUUGACAUCACCUGGCGAUAAUAUGGUAGCUCUUUUUCAUCCCUUGUUCUGGAGGCAUAGAGUGGAUGCUGAGGGGUAGAUUGUACCGGGUGUCUUCUGCUUGUACCCCUCUUCCAUGUUCCAGGACUUUAGAGAAAAUAUCUAAUUUGAUCUCAACAACCCUAUAAUGAUAAUAGGUCCUCUUGAUUACCCUCUUACUAUUGAUAUAUACCUGGCAUUGUUCUGCAUGCUCUAUAUGAAUUCAUUCAAUUAAUCCUCAUAGUAGCCUUACAUGCCUAGUGUCCUGUUAUUCCCAUUUUACAGAUGAGGAAACUUAAGCACAGACAGUUAAGUAACUUGCCCAAACCCACGAAGUUGGAGAUUAACCUCUGCCCCCUAAGGCUUCUCAAAGGGGAUAAUACCGUCCAGUCGAUUUUCUGCUGUUGCUGUUCCGUGCAGAAGCGACAAGUGAGGACACAAAUAAGCCUUAGCAAAGAUGAAGAACUUUCAGAAAAAUACACGCAGCGUCGCAGACCAUGGUUCAGUGAAUUGCCAAGUAAGAAGCAAUCCAACAGGGGCCGAGUGCAGCCAUCAAAACGCAAGCCGCUGCCUCCCCUCCCACCCUCUGAGUUUGCCGAAGAGAAGAUCCAGGUCAAAGCACUGUAUGAUUUCCUGCCCAGAGAGCCCUGUGAUUUAGCCUUAAAGAGAGCAGAGGAAUACCUGAUCUUGGAGAAGUGUAAUCCUCACUGGUGGAAGGCAAGAGACCGCUUGGGGAAUGAAGGCUUAAUUCCAAGCAACUAUGUGACUGAAAACAAACCAACCAACUUAGAAAUAUACGAGUGGUACCAUAGAAAUAUCACCAGAAAUCAGACAGAACGUCUUUUGAGACAAGAGUCUAAAGAAGGUGCAUUUAUUGUCAGAGAUUCAAGACAUUUGGGAUGCUACACCAUUUCUGUGUUUAUAAGAGCUGGGAGAAGUAUGGAGGCUACCAUCAAACAUUAUCAGAUUAAAAGGAAGGACUCAGGACAGUGGUACGUGGCUGAAAGACACCUCUUUCAAUCAAUCCCCGAGUUGAUCUGGUAUCACCAGCACAACGCAGCUGGGCUCAUGUCCCGUCUCCGCCACCCAGUUGGGCUGAUGGGCAGUUGUUUGCCGGCCACAGCUGGUUUUAGCUAUGAAAAGUGGGAGAUAGAUCCAUCUGAGUUGGCUUUUGUAAAGGAGAUUGGAAGCGGCCAGUUUGGGGUGGUCUAUUUAGGCCAAUGGCGAGCACAUGUCCAGGUAGCUAUCAAGGCCAUCAAUGAAGGCUCCAUGUCUGAAGAGGAUUUCAUUGAAGAGGCUAAAGUGAUGAUGAAGUUAUCUCAUUCAAGGCUCGUUCAGCUUUAUGGAGUGUGUAUACAGCAGAAGCCCCUUUAUAUUGUGACGGAGUUUAUGGAAAAUGGUUGCCUGCUUAACUAUCUCAGAGAGAGGAAAGGAAAACUUAGGAAGGAGAUGCUAUUGAGUGCAUGUCAAGAUAUCUGUGAAGGAAUGGAGUAUCUGGAGAGAAACUGCUUUAUCCACAGGGAUUUAGCCGCGAGGAAUUGUUUGGUCAGUUCUACAAGUAUAGUAAAAAUUUCAGACUUUGGAAUGACAAGGUACGUUUUGGAUGAUGAAUAUAUCAGUUCUUCUGGAGCCAAGUUCCCAGUCAAGUGGUCCCCUCCUGAAGUUUUCCAUUUCAAUAAGUAUAGCAGCAAAUCUGAUGUCUGGUCAUUUGGAGUUUUGAUGUGGGAAGUUUUUACAGAAGGAAAAAUGCCUUUUGAAAAUAAGUCAAAUUUGCAAGUUGUGGAAGCGAUUUCUAAAGGCUUCAGGCUGUACCGACCUCACCUGGCACCGAUUUCCAUAUAUGAAGUCAUGUACAGCUGCUGGCAUGAGAAACCUAAAGGCCGCCCGACGUUUGCUGAGCUGCUGCAGGUUCUCACAGAGAUUGCAGAAACCUGGUGACCUGGAGAGAAUGCCAACCCAGAGCAUCAUGGGGCAAGACUGUCACAAAAGGAAACUCUGGGUGGGGUCACUGAUGGUGAAUAUCUUCCUUUAGAGUCACUGACUCCUGGAAACAGUUCAAAGAUCACAGGCUUUUCCAACUUUUUAAAGCUUAAGAAUAUUCUGACAAUAAUUUUUCUACGUGUGUUUGAGAGUGACUUCUAAACUCUGAUUUUUCUGUAAUAUUCUUCAUGUUCCAUAUGUGAAGAAGGGAAAAAUGCUCCAUAGUGGUCGUUAUGGUGGCUGCUCUUCACCAGAGAGCCCCUGAGCACACCUGAAAACCUGAUUCUUUACUGAGGAAAAGACUGAAGAGGAGGAACAUUCUUUAUUUUGGUGACCCAUGCAUAGAAGAUGAAAAUAAAUUCUGCCUGCUCCUGGAAUAAAGGAGCCACCCGUGCAGAAUCUCAUGCUUUUGAACUGUACAGAUCUUUAUGAAAAACGCACCUUUACAAACCACAUGAAUGUGGGCAUUCUGGAAACUGUCUUUCAUAAUCUUCCCUAUGUUAUUUCACAAAUUUAUUUUUGCACAGAUCUGGUUAUUUUGGAGACAGUUUCCUGUGUUCCAGUAUUGAAUACUGUUAGAAAGUUCUUCUUUGAACAGGUCCUGGAGAUGAUUCUAUUUCUAGUGAGAUCCAUUGUCCAGGACAAUUCAGAACCUGAAUCUCAAUUCUGAGAUUUCACACUUUGUACAUGUGAACUUGGACGAUUGAAGAAGCCUCAUUUUGUCAUAGGAAGUACCUCCAGUACCUUUUCUAGAAGAGGACUUUCUUUUUCCACAAGAACAAGAGGAGGGCUUCCCUGGUGGCACAGUGGUUAAGAAUCCACCUGCCAAGGGCUUCCCUGGUGGCACAGUGGUUGAGAG
Messenger RNA from Delphinapterus leucas (beluga whale), 6805 nucleotides. NCBI's taxonomy places the organism in Eukaryota, Metazoa, Chordata, Mammalia, Artiodactyla, Monodontidae. The record is from RefSeq and is a predicted model, not a curated record.